Messenger RNA from Paramecium octaurelia, 237 nucleotides. The record is from the annotation of a GenBank genome assembly. NCBI's taxonomy places the organism in Eukaryota, Ciliophora, Oligohymenophorea, Peniculida, Parameciidae.
AUGUUAAAGUUAGGUAUCCAUCAUGCUCAUUUGGAAAAUGUUGAAAAAAUCAAAAAUCUUGAAGAAUUUAUUGAAAAUAAUAAUAAAGAAUGUGAUGAUUUGAUUGAUGAACUUAAUUAACUUGUCGAAAGUGUGAAUCAAUCAUUUUCUUAAUUGAAAAUUGGAAUAAGAGAUAAAUAUUCUGUUUAAAAGGAAAGAUUACUACAUCUAAUUAGUAAUAAAUAAAUGAGUCCUUGA